This is a messenger RNA of Cuculus canorus (common cuckoo), 2018 nucleotides long. RefSeq names its product protein phosphatase 2 regulatory subunit B''beta (gene PPP2R3B). The coding region runs from base 272 to 2017 and encodes 581 amino acids. Gene Ontology annotation, biological process: protein dephosphorylation. Gene Ontology annotation, cellular component: protein phosphatase type 2A complex. The record is from RefSeq and is a predicted model, not a curated record. Lineage: Eukaryota; Metazoa; Chordata; Aves; Cuculiformes; Cuculidae. Gene Ontology annotation, molecular function: protein phosphatase regulator activity; calcium ion binding. The transcript is spliced from 14 exons.
GUUUCCUCGCGCGCUCCUCGCCUGGCCGGUUCCGUUCUCACGCCCCCCCACCCCGUCCCCCUCGAGCCUUGUAGUCUGUGCCGCGGUGCGGAGCCACGUGACCACCAUUCCCCCCCCGCCCCGAGCUGCUGCUGCGGGGGGCGCUCGUGCCUCUGCGCGCGCGGACAGGAACCCUGGAGUCUGUGAAACGCUCGAAUUCAAGUGGAAUAAGUAGAUGAAUGUCAAAGUUUUAUUUUGACUUUGAUCCAACAAGAAGGGAAACUGGUAGAAAAUGUCACCUGGGAAAGUUUUGCAACCUGUACUGAAAAUGAAGGUGGAUGAACUCUUUUUUUGCUGGUUGAGUCAGCCUGCAACUCAGCUGACGCUAAAGGAAGGCUUGAGAAGAAUUAAGAAUGAGGAGAAAACAGAGAUUGAUAAUGGACAUUCAGGAAAUGGUAAAAAUGAGAGGUGCACUAAUAAAAAUUCCAAUUCCAGCCAAUGCAUAUCAAGAGAUACCAGACUGCCUUUGGUGUCUUUCAAUCCCCCUCAACUUUCCACUACUCUUCCUUUGGCAACUCCAGCCAGCACAAGGAAUGUCUCCACUGUUAGAGCAGCACGUCGAUCCUCAGGAACCAAAGUAGUUCAGACGAAGAAGGAAGAAACUUUGCCAUCAUCACUUAGUCAAAACAUUCCAACUUUUUAUUUUCCUCGAGGAUGUCCUAAGGAAAAAGUGAAUAUAGAUGCUGUGAUUACCAAAAUUGAGAGAACGUUCUCCGAGUUUCCAAAUGAGAGAGCAACGUUAGAAGACAUGGGGAAGGUUGCAAAGGCUUGUGAAUGCCCACUUUAUUGGAAAGGUCCUUUGUUUUAUUGUGCUGGAGGUGAACGAACAGGAUACGUGUCAGUUCAUAAAUUUGUUGCAAUGUGGCGGAAAAUACUUCAGACCUGCUAUGAUGAUGCUGCAAAGUUUGUUCAUCUUCUGAUGAGCCCUGGAUGCAACUACUUGGUGCAAGAAGACUUCAUUCCUUUUUUACAAGAUGUGGUGAAUAGUCAUCCUGGCCUAUUAUUUUUAAAGGAAGCAGCUGAAUUUCAUUCUCGGUACAUUACCACAGUUAUACAGAGAAUAUUUUACACAGUAAACAGGUCCUGGUCUGGAAAAAUAACUUGUAAUGAGCUCAGGAAAAGCAACUUUUUGCAGAAUGUGGCCUUAUUGGAAGAGGAAGCUGAUAUUAACCAGCUGACAGAGUACUUCUCAUAUGAACAUUUUUAUGUUAUCUAUUGCAAAUUUUGGGAGCUGGAUACAGACCAUGACCUCUACAUCGACCGGAAGGAUUUAGCUCGACACAAUGAUCAUGCCAUAUCAAAUAGGAUGAUAGAGAGGAUCUUCUCAGGAGCAGUAACAAGAGGUAGGAAAGCACAAAAAGAUGGAAAAAUUAGCUAUGCUGAUUUCGUCUGGUUUUUGAUAUCUGAAGAGGACAAGAAGACACCAACCAGCAUUGAGUACUGGUUUCGCUGCAUGGAUCUUGAUGGGGAUGGUGCUUUGUCUAUGUACGAGUUGGAGUAUUUUUAUGAAGAACAGUGCCAAAAACUAGAUAACAUGGCCAUAGAACCUUUGCCAUUUGAGGACUGUUUGUGCCAGAUGCUGGAUCUCGUGAAGCCACAAUAUGAAGGAAAAAUCACUCUGCAUGAUUUAAAGCGAUGUAAGUUGACAAAUGUGUUUUUUGAUACUUUUUUCAACAUUGAAAAAUACUUUGACCACGAACAGAAGGAUCAGUUUUCUAUGUUGCGGGAUAGUGAAGGUGAAAGCCAAGAGAUCUCUGACUGGGAGAAGUACGCUGCUGAAGAGUAUGAUAUCUUGGUAGCAGAAGAGGCAGCGGGUGACCAGUGGAACGAUGGGUAUGAAGCAGAACUGAAUCCUGUAGACCAUCAGAAGGCCAAUGUCCUCAAGUAUCAAAUGGAAAAAAGACCGUUUUUUGAAAUGCCUUCCCAUCUGGCUGGUGUGGACUUGGAUGAAUAUGACUACGAAGAGUACUUUGAGUAGU